Molecule: messenger RNA, 4475 nt
Organism: Sclerotinia trifoliorum
Lineage: Eukaryota; Fungi; Ascomycota; Leotiomycetes; Helotiales; Sclerotiniaceae
Source: the annotation of a GenBank genome assembly
GGGAUCACCAGCCGAGGAAGCUUCUUUCAAUCAUGAUUAUGCUUAUGAAUAUGAAUAUGAAUAUGAAUAUGAAUAUGAUCAUGACCAUGGCCAUUACCUUACAUAUACAUAAAUGACGAGAGAAAAGGAUGAGAGAAUUCCUUGAUACAACCGCAACCACAAACACAAACACAAAUCACCACAUUGUCGAAUCAAAAACUUGAAGGUUUCAAAGUCGGCUCAAGGCGGUGCGGUAGGUACAUGGGAUAAGACAGUUGAUCGGAUUAACAAUAGUUGAAAAAGCUAAUGAAUGAUAGGCCUUCUAAUUCUCCGAAAGCUUUUUGGUGAUGGAUGUAGUACGAACAAGGAAUUGUGAAACAAACAUCUCGAAUUGCAUCUUUUCACGGAAGAGAGGGAAGAACGCGAGAGGAAAUAGGGAAAAGACGAAGCAGUUUGAAGAUUAUUGACUGGCUGAUACAAUCUGAUACUCGGAUACUCGGAUACUCGGAUAUCAUUCUCGAACUCGAAAUCAUUCGAUACUUUGAGAGUAUUUUGCGAGCGAGAGAGAGAGAGAGAGAGAGAGAGAGAGAGAGAGACAGAGACCAAUCAAUCCUCGGGCUAUAGGAUCUAUCCUAUCUCUCCCAUCCAUCAUUUGAAGCCGACUUCUUAUUCUUCCUCCAAGGGGUUGUCCGAGACUUCCGAUUCUUUGGAUUCACUGGAUUCAUUGGGUUCAAUCUUUGAUUCGAGCUUUAAUUCAUUCAAUAUUGUUACUUCACCUACCUAUCACAGAUUGACUCUGGUGGCUUCGGGCUUUUCACUGUAAGGUUACCUUACCGUCAGCUACCUAACCAAGAUUGGAUAUCGAGCAUCGGAGGUUACUAUCGCCGAGGUAUGUCAGAGUUUCCACUUUAAUGAAUUCUUAGUGUCCUCCUCUUGUUUCAUUUUAUUGGAUCCUUCCUAUCCACAAAAGCUUUACUCAUAACGGACCUGGGUAACGGACCUGGUUACCGUACCCCUUCAACCUACUUCUAACUUGGUACAGCUUCUCGGACAACAGUUCUUCCAUACCGAAAAUUUCCAUAUUCAUCAUACCAUCAAAAUCGACUUUCUACAACUUCCGGUUGUUGUACAGUGGGCAUCUCAUUGUUUACUGUACUGCAAACCAAUUAUUCCGAGUCGCAUACAUCCUCUUCCUCAGACACCCUUUCAAGUAGGUUCAUUGGAGACAUAUUCAUUGUUUGGGAAUGUCGCAAAUAUAAUCAAUUUGCGACAGUUAUUAGGAUGGAAAUGCUUCAGGUCGAGAACCUCAACUAACAUUACCUUUCAUUAGGGAAAUUAAAACAGUUCUCCCUUCUUGUGCUGAUGAAGAUAAAGCGAAAAGAUGAAUCAUAACGACGCACCCAAUAUGCAAUCCUACCCAUCUCCUAACGCGACUGCUGCUGACAGUGGUGGUGGACCUUUCUAUGGACCAACUUCCUCAAAUCAACAUCAACACCAACAUCAGCAACCUCUACCUACUCCCGAUGAACUGCAACUUGCAGAACAAUUAUCCGCCGAUGCUCAACUAUCACGUAGCAUGCAGCCAAAUAUGGGAGCAAAUCGUGGAAUGAGCGAAAAUCCAGAUCCUCGAGGUCAAGGAAAUGUCAACUUGAACCAUCAAUAUCAGCCAGAUCAUCAAAUGCAUGGAGGGCAUACACCCAUGAAUCAUGGACUUAUGGAUGUCGGACCUCAAUUUGAUGAAGACUCUAUAUCUCCAGCUGGAAGAAAGAGAUCAAAGGUUUCAAGAGCUUGUGAUGAAUGUCGGAGGAAGAAGAUCAGAUGCAAUGCCAAUGAACCAGGAAAUGAAGACAUAUGCUCAAAUUGUAAAAGAGUAGGUGUUAAUUGUCAAUUCAGCAGACAACCUAUGAAACGUGGACCAAGCAAGGGGUAAGAAUAUUAAAAGAAGCAAUCAUGAUUAAGAAAACUCACUAACAAAGUGAUAGCUACAUCAAAGAGCUUGCUGAUCGAAUUAAUACAUUGGAGGGUCAAGUACAAGGAACUGAGAUGCCUCAAUAUCCCCAUCCACAAGAGAUUUUACAAAGAAGACCUUCCGAAGAGUUUUCUCCGACUCCGAAUCCUGAUCAGAUUCCCCGCAAGCGUGGUUAUUCCUCAAUUUCCGGGUCCGGCGAAUUUGUUUCUCCGUAUCAACAACAGAGUAUGCCUCCCAAUUGGAUUCCUCAAGAACAAUCGCGAUCUUCUAUUUCGAAUUCAUCAUACACUACACGAUUGCCUGGUUCUACUCAACUGCCUACUAGAGAGCAGAACUACUCGCCAAAUUUGAUGGUAUCUCAGCAGAAGUGGAUAAACGCACCCGAUGUGGGUGGCUCUGGCGAAGCAGUCAAUCACACUUCUCAAUCUCAUAAUGAAGAUGCUGUGGAAUGGAUUGACGACUCUCUUCUUGAGAGGUAUGCAGUUUUCCAAAGCCAUAAUAUGCACAUUUACUAACAAUUUCCAGUUAUUACAAAUUCAUACACCCAACUUAUCCAAUGUUAUCCCUUACCAAGGCUAGGUUAAAUGCUAGACUUUCUGCUUGUCCUGCUCCAGUCAGAUAUGCUUUUUGGGAGGCUUUAUAUGCUGCAGUCAGAUCAUUUCCCACCGCCAUUCCUCUUAAACCACAGGGUAUUGCACACGCAGUCAGACUCAUACACACUGCUUCAUAUGAUUCCCAAACUACACGUUCUCUUUCUACGAAUAUCGUAUAUCUUCAAAUUAUGAUGUUAUUAGCAAUCGAAGCUAACAAUCAGCCACGCGAAAUUCAAGACGGUGAAAUAAUUCAAUCUCCUUCUGUUUGGUUGGGUACUGCUGUUGGUUACGCUUAUUCUUUAAGAUUACACGUACACAAACCAGUUGACAAAUCAAACAAUGAUCCGGAUUCUGAUGAUAAGCAUGUGCGACGUGUUUGGUUUAGUUUGGUCAUUAUGGAGAGAUGGAAUGCUGCUGUUACAGCUUGUCCAUUACAAAUUCCUGAUUCAGUAGCACAAAUUUAUCCUGAUGAUCGAGCCCUAUUAGGUGAAGUUGCAUACCAUUUAGUUCGUAAGUUUAAUUCUCUCAUCAUACACGCUCAAUUCUUACUAAUUAUUUAGGUGUCGCCAUUGUUAUUGGAAAUUACCUGGAAGUAAAACUUGCCUCGACUGAUUUACCUCCACUCUCGGCUCAUCGUGGACUUCACGCUAGACUUCUCAAAACCCAACUCGAAUUAUUACGUCAUGAUCUCAGUACUUCUGGUAUCACACCUAUCGACUCUCCUGUACUUCAUAUAGGUUACUGGUGUGCUUAUCUUCUAAUUGUACUCCUUCAUACACCACAAGAAGAUUUCGAUGAACAAAUGAGAGCCACUCACUACAUCAUCAGUCAACUUUCCUUCAAUACCGAUAUGAGAUCUCCCUUAGUACAUCACUACAAGUGUUUCGCGGCCCUAGCACUUCCCAACCUCCUUCAGUUUGAAGCCACAAAGAAGGAUGCAGAAAGUUCAUUAAAACUUUUUCUUGAAGGACGUCUAGCUGCUUCUUCUUGGGAUAACUCGAUUAGAGAAUUCUUAAUCAAUAGUGUAGGAACUCAAAGAAGAUUAUCAACUAGUCAGGUUCAAGGUCAAGGUCAAGGAACACAACAAACCACGGUUGUUGGUACAAAUCCAAAAACAGAUGAUAAUCAACAUAUGAUCACGGCAGCAAAUCAAGGUCUUCAACGUCUUGCGGAUUUAGCAACAGCUUCUACGAAGGAUAGAGUUGAAGUUGGUGUUUCAACGUCGGACUCUGGAUUAAGGAAUGAUAAGGAUGGAGCUUUUUCAGGUGCUGGCUUGACUAAAGCAUAGGCGCAUAUUGAUGGGAGUAGAAGCGUGGGUGCGGGGAGUAUAUAGCUCUAAAUGAUUGUGCUUGCAAUGUGAAGAUGGCGCUUUCUUGAUAUGGAAUGGAGUCAUUUGGAUGGAUGGAUGGAUGGCAUUCAUGGUAUGUCAUGGCAAGGUGGUGUUUUUGAAUCGUUUUUGUUGUAUUUUACAAAGUUUGGUUGUUUGAUGUAUACCCCCGUUUGAUUAUUAUUUUUUUCGCGGAUUUUGUGGAGUGGAAAAGAGAAGGGGGGAGAAUUGGAGAGAAGGCUGGAUGUGGUUGGUGAUGGAUGUGCCUAUAAAGAGAGGAAAGAAAAUAGGAUAAACGCACGCAUGUACGCAUGUUUAGACGUUUCGUCGAGGUCUCACGGCUUGUGGUGUUGUGGAGUUGGUGGUAUAGGUAUAAGUCUGGGUUUAGGAUCGGGAUCGGGAUCGAGUUUGAGUUUGAGUUUGGGUUUUUUGGUAGUAUUGCAUUGCAUUCAAAGAGAGGAAGAGAAAGAGAGAGUGUGUGAGAAGGGGAGAGUGAGAGAAGGUGAAAUGGAGAAGACGAAAAAGGAAAAAUAGCAUGGUUUUGAGAAAUGUGGGGGUAAACGGACAGGGAGAGAAAGAGAGGCGCGGGCGGAGGGGUGGUGAUAUU